UAUUUUGAUGAUAAAAAUACAAUAAUUGGUAAAUCAGGUUCUAAAAGAAAAAUUUCACCCACCAAAACACCAGAAAACAAAAAAAUUAAAAUUAGUUCAGUAGAUUCUCCCAAUACACAAGAAAGUGGAUAUGCAACAGAAUCAUCUCCUUCGCAGUCAGUUGAAUCUACUAUCCUGAUAGAAAAUAUUGAAUCUAAACUUUGGGUGGAAAAAUAUAAACCAUUAACAUUAAAACAAAUUAUUGGUCAAACAGGCGAAAAAAGUAAUGUCAAUAAACUGGUAAAUUGGUUAAAAUCUUGGUAUUCAAACCAUGGAGUAGGAGUCAAUAAAAAAUUAACUAGACCAAGUCCUUGGGCCAAAGAUGAUAAUGGAGCUUUUUUCAAAGCCGCUCUACUUUCUGGUUCUCCCGGUGUUGGAAAAACGACAACUGCACAUUUAGUUUGCAAAGAAUUGGGUUUUGAUAUUGUAGAAUUUAAUGCUUCUGAUACAAGAUCCAAGAAACAAUUGCAAAAUCAUGUAUCUGAACUUUUAUCUUCAACUUCUUUGAGUCCCUUUUUGGGAGGAAAAUCUGUGACUAAAAAGCAUGCUCUUUUAAUGGAUGAAGUUGAUGGUAUGGCAGGAAAUGAAGAUCGAGGUGGUGUUCAAGAGUUAAUCAUUUUAAUUAAAAAUGCUAAAUGCCCAGUAAUAUGUAUGUGUAAUGAUCGUAAUCAUCCAAAAAUACGUACAUURUCUAACUAUUGUUUUGAUCUUCGAUUUCAUAAACCAAAAUUGGAACAGAUUAAAGCUGCUAUGAUGAGUAUAUGUUUCAAAGAAAAAUUGAAAAUUUCUCCAGACACUUUAUCUUCAAUCAUUGCUAGUACAGAUAAUGAUAUUAGAUUAACACUCAAUCAUUUGUCAGUUGUUGCAGCAGGAAAAGAUAAUUUAAACAUAAACAAAAAAUAUAUUAAAAUGGGACCAUGGGAUGUUGUGCGAAAAGUUUUUUCUGCCGAAGAACACAAAUCAAUGAAUAUUAAUGAUAAAUGUGACCUGUUCUUUUAUGACUAUAACAUAUCUCCAUUAUUUGUUCAAGAAAAUUAUUUAGCUGCCGUUCCACAUGAUGUCCAAGGUUCUAAAUGGAAAACUUUUGAACGUUAUUCAUUAGCAGCAGACAGCAUACGAAUAGGAGAUAUAGUUAGUGCAAAAAUUAGAUCUACCAAUAACUGGAGCUUACUCCCUGCACAAGCUAUAUUUUCUAGUUAUUGUCCUGGAGAAUUUCUGAGAGGUCAUGUGAGUAAACAAAUUAACUUCCCUGCUUGGCUAGGGAAAUUUUCUAAGGGAAAUAAAAUGAACAGACUUUUACAAGAAUUACAAAUUCAUACUAGAAUAAGAUUAUCUGCAAGUAAGGAAGCAAUAAAUCUUGAUUACUUAACCACUUUAAGAGAUAAGAUUCUCAAACCUCUUAUGGAUGAAGGCAGUGACGGUGUUCAUAAAUCCUUAGAUUUUAUGAAUCAUUAUCAUCUUGUAAAAGAUGACGUGGAAUCUCUUAACGAACUGUCCUCAUGGCCUGGCCAUAAAGAUCUUAUGUCUGAAAUCCCAGCUAAAGUGAAAAGUGCUUUUACUAGAGCGUAUAAUAAAAAUGCACCAAYWUUCAAUGUAACAAAAAAAUAUAAAAAAGCUGUAGAUAAUAUUGAAGAUUUGGUAGAUGAUAAUGAGAUUGAUGAUAUUAGUGAUGAAGAUGAAGAAGAUAUUGCAAAUGAUGCCUUGAUUUCUGUUGUGCAUACUUUUAUGCGAGACUUCSAAAUUGRCGCCUAA
Messenger RNA from Diuraphis noxia (Russian wheat aphid), 1791 nucleotides. RefSeq names its product germ line transcription factor 1. Gene Ontology annotation, cellular component: DNA replication factor C complex; nucleus. Gene Ontology annotation, biological process: DNA repair; DNA replication. Gene Ontology annotation, molecular function: ATP binding; DNA binding; DNA clamp loader activity. NCBI's taxonomy places the organism in Eukaryota, Metazoa, Arthropoda, Insecta, Hemiptera, Aphididae. The record is from RefSeq and is a predicted model, not a curated record.